AUGGUGUCAAGAAGCUUAACAGAGGUGUUUGUGUUGAUGCGGAACAAUGCUAUCCACAGCCGGCACAUAUUCGCUGAACAGAGUAAUGAUUCGGAGCGGGUACGGCUGAUGAGAAGCAACUCUCAUGACAUGGAAGCUGGUAUGGAACUACGGUCAGAUUCACAUGCACCCCCACCCUGGACAGACACUCUCGAGGAAGCACAUUAUGUCAUCACAAGAUUAAAAACAAAGAUCUCGGAGCUCCAAACUCGCCACGAGAAGCAGAUUCGGCGGCCAGCUCUUGACGACACCACAGAACAGCAACACAUACAGCGGCUGACGACAGAGAUAGGUCGACACUUCACGCACGCGCACACCCAUCUUACGGUUAUUAAAGCUCAGAUAAGACAUGGAAACCAAACAGAACAAAAGUUAGCCACCAACGUAGUGCUAGCUCUCGUCACCAUACUCCAAGAUCUUAGCGUCACCUUCCGCACAGCACAAUCCACGUACCUGAAAUCUUUGACGUCGAGAGAAGAGAGGUCUAACGCCUACUUCGAACUCCCCAACUUCGAAGAACUCAGCUUAGACGACAACGAUCUCCUGCCAGGUUUGUCGAACAACCAAACAGAUUUAUUAUUUUCUCUACCCAGCACUUCGGGCACCCAGAAAUUUGACCAGGACGGAGAUGACUAUCAAGCCAGGCCAGCGUUUAAUCAGAAGCAAUUGCUUCUAAUACAAGAAGAGAACACGAGGGAUGUGGCAGAAAGGGAAGAAGAAGUGAACAAAAUCGUUCGUUCAAUAGUUGAUUUAAAUGAUAUUUUUAAGGAUUUAGGUCAGAUGGUACACGAGCAGGGGACAAUUUUGGACAGGAUAGAUUAUAAUAUAGAACAAACGCAGGUUCAGGUCCAUGAAGGGUACAAGCAGCUGCAAAAAGCAGAACGGUACCAGAGGACGAACAGGAAAAUGCACUGUAUACUCAUGCUGGCGAUAACUAUCAUAGUUUUAGUAAUAUUAUUGAUAAUUGUGAAGAGUUAG
Molecule: messenger RNA, 1017 nt
Organism: Arctia plantaginis
Lineage: Eukaryota; Metazoa; Arthropoda; Insecta; Lepidoptera; Erebidae
Source: the annotation of a GenBank genome assembly